Argentina anserina (silverweed cinquefoil) is the source of this 3847-nucleotide messenger RNA. RefSeq names its product probable ubiquitin-like-specific protease 2B. Lineage: Eukaryota; Viridiplantae; Streptophyta; Magnoliopsida; Rosales; Rosaceae. The transcript has 16 exons. The record is from RefSeq and is a predicted model, not a curated record. The coding region runs from base 131 to 3571 and encodes 1146 amino acids. Gene Ontology annotation, molecular function: cysteine-type peptidase activity. Gene Ontology annotation, biological process: proteolysis.
UCUCUCUCUCUCUCCUUCUCACACACACAACACACCCUUUCUCUCUGAUUUGACCGACGCUGACAACCCCCCAUGCUCACUCGUUGACUCGCCGGACCUCCCCGAUUCCCCAAAACCCUAACCUCUCGCGAUGAAGAGCGCGCCUCGCAGAGGCCUCGAGGUCUACGAUUUCCACGAGGAGGACGAGUUCCCGGACCAGGUCGUCAAAUUUCCCUGCAAAUCCAAAAACCCUAGCCGCGGGGAUCGUCGGAAUUCCAAGGCCGAGCUUCUCCAGCCUGGUUCCAAAGGACCCAAAGUUCGAGCAAAAGAAAUCAGCAGCAUACCUUGUGUAGAUGUUGAUGACGCGGACACUAACCGCUGUUGUAAAAAAGUCAUUUCUCGUUCUGCUUUGGAAGCAAUUGAAGAGAGGCUUGCUAAUGAAAAAGAAUCAAAAUUCGUAGCUGCUAUGGAGUCCAAAACUUUUAGUCAAGAACAACAAUCUGAUUUGGACAAAGUCAGUUCCAUUCCUUGUUCAGGGGUUGAUGCAAAAGACCAUGAUCGUAGCAGUGAUAGUGCUAUAUUAGAUAUCCGUUUGGGGACAAUGGAAGAGGAUACUGCUACAGAAUCUAAAUAUUCGAGUCAUGAACAACAGUCUGAAUUAGAGGACAAUGAAUGCAGACAACUUCUUUCUAAAAUAGAGACUGGUGGUUCAAAUGCUCCCUCACUUUCCCCGCGGAAAAGUCAGUUGGACUGUGGCCUGGCAGUGUCCCCAUCCAGGAACGACCCAGUUGAUGCUGAUGAAUGCACAAGUGAGUCUGCAUCAAGUCCCCUAUCCCCAAUUGAAGAGGAUGAUGGUUAUUUGGGUACUUACGAAUUGGGUCUUCGCUCAGGAAAUUUAGAAAUGGAUAAUGUAAAUAUGACCGUUGUUCUUUAUCCCGAUUAUGUUGUAUAUGGGGAUAGUUAUUGUACAGGAGCCCAGCAGAUAACCUUCUCUCACAGUUGCAUCAAAAUAAGUGGGUUAGCACCGUCUGAAACUGACGAAACUUUAAAUAUUGAGUGGGGAGUUGAUGAUCUUGUCAAUGUUGAGUGUCUGUGGGUUCAAAAUGCUGAGUUUGUCUUGAUAAAACUCUGUGUACUAUCAAAGGAUGCCGAUCAAGAUGAUGAUGCGCAUGGUAUUUCAGGCAUUGAGGAGUUAAAAAUUGGAGUUGUUGAACCCAACUGGUCCCAGCAACAAGAAAGAAUAGCAUGCUUGAACGAAAAAUAUUUGGAUAUAUUGGAUCCUGUGCAAAUUUCGGUGCAUAGUCUAAAAUUCAACCUUUUUCCAUCCUUUGGUACAAGAAGCAUGGAAGCGGACGAUUCAAUUGGGCAGAGGCAUCAUUUUCCAAAUUUUGAUGAAGAUUUUGAAACUCUUGUAUAUCCGGAAGGGGAUCCUGAUGCUGUUUCCAUCAGUAAAAGAGAUGCUGAUCUCUUACAGCCAGAGAUAUUUAUUAACGAUACGUUGAUUGACUUCUAUAUCAAGUAUUUGGAAAAUCAAAUUCAACCCGAGGAAAAGCACAGGUUCUACUUCUUCAAUAGUUUUUUCUUUCGAAAGCUGGCUGACCUGGACAAGGAUCCAUCCACUGUUCCUGGUGGCAGGGCUGCUUUCCAACGAGUUCGGAAAUGGACAAGGAAAGUCGAUUUGUUUGAAAAGGAUUACAUCUUCAUCCCUGUAAACUUCAAUCUACAUUGGACUCUAGUUGUUAUAUGUCAUCCUGGUGAAGUGCCUAGAUAUAAAGAUGGAGGCUCAAGCACGUCGGCUAAAGUACCAUGUAUAUUGCACUUGGAUUCUCUCAAAGGAAGUCAUACGGGCCUCAAAAAUCAUGUCCAGAGUUAUUUGUGGGAAGAGUGGAAAGAUAAGAAAAAGGAGACAUCAGAAGAAAUCUCAUCAAACUUCCACAACCUGCGGUUCCUCUCAUUGGAGCUACCACAGCAGGAGAAUACAUAUGAUUGUGGCCUGUUUUUACUUCACUAUCUAGAGCUGUUUCUGGAAGAAGCUCCUGCUAUCUUCAAUCCAUUCAACAUAAAUAAGUUUUCCACCUUUCUUAAUGCAAAUUGGUUUCUUCCUUCCGAGGCUUCUCUCAAGCGCACUCUUAUCCAGAGAUUAAUUUUCAAACUUAUUGAGACUCGUAAUCGGGAUGUGUGUUUGCCAGCUGACAUUGAUAGAGACCAGGCUAAUUAUCCAGGAUGUAAUCAGCUUAAUAUUGGUGCGGAGUUUCUUUCUGGAAGAUCCAGUCCUGCUGUAGCUUGCCAAGAAAAUAUAUCAAAUACUCAAGCAGACCAUGGAAUCGAAAUGACUCUGUUACCCACAUCUUCACUUAGGAGCUCUGAGUGUGUUAGUGAUGCAGGCCUGGUUCUCAGGGAAUUUUUCCAAUCAGGAGAAGCUGCAGGUUCACUAUUUGGACAAUAUCAAUCCUUCGAACAGAAAUUGCCUUUCUUCCAUCCUAAUGGAGCUAGAACACCAGUAGAGGAAGAAACCCAAACUGGAGAGCAAUUUACCUAUCUGGCUACAGAAGAGGGUGGCUUUCAAGCAAUAUCUGAAAUCACAUCUCAAACUUGUGGUAUUCAAUGCUCUUCUAAGUUUUUUGGAGCUGAGAUCUCUUAUAACUUGGGGAUGUCUGAAAAGGAACCAAAUGGAAACAUUGAAGCAUCCCCUGAGCGAUCAGUUGCCUCUGAUGAUUCUGAAUGCAUAGAGAUCAUUGAAAAUGGUGCAGUUGGAGAAGAUCUAGGGCCAAGCCAGAAAGAAGAAAUGGAUGCACAAAAUUAUCAAUCGUUGCAAAGUGUCACGUGUUUGGCAGAUGGCCUUCUUUCCGGUUUGGGUGAGAUGCAGUGCGGAUUCUUGGUUGAAGAAGGUUCUCAGGACCAUGAAGAGGUGCACGACGCACAUGAAAAUGGAGUUCCAAGUCGGAAAGAAGAAACAAAUGUACAAACAGAAAACGUUGCAUGGUUAGCAGAUGGCCUUGUUUCCGGUUUGGGUGAGACGCAGGGUGGUUUCUUGGUUAAAGAAGGUUCUCAGGACCAUGAAGAAGUGCAUGAUGAAUGUGAAAAUGGAGGUCCAAGUCGGAAAGCAGAAACAAAUGUACAAACAGAAAACUUUGUGUGGUCAGCAGAUGGCCUUGUUUCUGGUUUGGGUGAGAUGCAUAGCGGUUUCUUGGUUGAAGAAGAUUCUCAGGACCAUGAAGAGGUGCAUGACGAACAUAAAAAUGAAGGUCCAAAUCGGAAAGAAGAAACAAAUGUACAAACCGAACACGUCAUGAGGCUAGCAGAUGGCCUUGUAUCUGUUUCAGGCGAUAUGCCGAGCACUCCUGUUAUUGGAGAAAGUUCUCUGGACCACAAAAAGGUGCACGUUGGAAAUGAAAAUAGAGGUUCACUUCCCUCAUCCCAAGAAAUUUCUGGUGAACCAAUUCAUGAAGAUGUUGACAUGGUGGGCAAUGGUACAAUCUUACGUGAUAACGGUUCAGUGGGUGAGUCACAAGAGUUAGAGUCGGAUGAGCAACGAGCUGCUAAAAGAAUGAGGCUCACACAUCCAGCUGAAGUGGAAAGAUGUCUGACGUGAAACCUUGAUGAGGAUUCAAAUUUAGUGAGACCAUAGAUGAAUGUUUUCUAUCUCACGUAGAUGUCUGUGCAUAAGUAUUUGAUAGGUUAUUUGAACGCUGUGAUUCCUGUGAAUAGUCAGGUCAGAUGGUGGCACCAAGGGUGUUAGUGUUGUCACCCGGGCAGAAGUGGUAAUUGAAUAUGAAGAAUAUGUUUUGAAGUGUUGGCCAGAAUCUUCUAGUCUUCUACAUUUCCUUGGAUCGAAAUGAAGCCACAAUCCAAGCAUGAAACUUAACCA